This is a messenger RNA of Cuscuta campestris, 4657 nucleotides long. Lineage: Eukaryota; Viridiplantae; Streptophyta; Magnoliopsida; Solanales; Convolvulaceae. The record is from the annotation of a GenBank genome assembly.
GAUCCGUAUCCUAGCCUAGCCUCAGCUAUCUCUCUAAUCUCUAAUCCUCUAUUGCUCAUUUGGUCUAUCACUCUAUCAAACUCUCAGGCUCCCUCUCAUCCAUCGGCUCGUCCACUCUAUCGAUUGCAAGAGUUCCGGCAAACAAGAGCCACCGGCCCACCGCUGCAAUUCCCGAAUUCCAGACGGCGGUUCCUCUGCGAGUCUGCGCCAGAGUAGCUGCCACCCGACGGCAGUCCCUCUGCCGUAGCCCCACCUGCCGAAGCCCGUGAAAAUUGAAGAAAUGAUGCGGUUAAGAGCUUUCCGGCCUACAAAUGAUAAAAUAGUGAAGAUACAUAUGCACCCCACACAUCCGUGGCUAGUUACAGCCGAUGCAUCGGAUCACGUUUCCGUUUGGAAUUGGGAACACCGCCAGGUGAUUUAUGAGCUUAAGGCUGGCGGUGUUGACGAGAGGCGUUUGGUUGGGGCAAAGCUCGAGAAGCUUGCUGAGGGUGAUUCAGAUUCUAGAGGGAAACCAACAGAAGCCAUGCGAGGUGGGAGUGUUAAGCAGGUUAGCUUUUAUGAUGACGAUGUGCGCUUUUGGCAACUUUGGUGCAACCGUUCUGCUGCUGCUGAGGCUCCAACAGCUGUCAGUAAUGUGACCUCUGGUUUUAGCUCUCCUGCCCCAUCGACAAAAGGAAGACAUUUUCUUGUAAUAUGCUGUGAGAACAAAGCCAUAUUCUUGGAUUUGGUGACAAUGCAUGGCCGUGAUGUACCCAAGCAGGACCUCGACAAUAAAUCACUUAUGUGUAUGGAGUUCCUCUCAAGAUCAAGUGGUGGUGAAGGCCCUCUUGUGGCUUUUGGUGGUUCAGAUGGUGUGAUUAGAGUCCUCUCCAUGUUAACAUGGAAGAUUGCACGAAGAUACACGGGUGGUCAUAAGGGAGCAAUAUCUUGUAUGAUGACAUUUGUGGCUGCAUCUGGAGAGGCACUUUUGGUUUCUGGUGGUAGUGAUGGUUUACUGGUUCUUUGGAGUGCAGACCAUGCUCAUGAUCAUCGAGAGCUUGUACCUAAGCUGAGUUUGAAGGCCCAUGAUGGUGGUGUUAUUGCUGUGGAGCUUUUUAGGGUGAUGGGCAGUGCCCCCCAACUCAUUACAAUUGGAGCUGAUAAAUUUUUAACAAUAUGGGAUACAAUUGCAUUUAAGGAAGUACGUAAAAUGAAACCGGGUUCAAAAAUGACUUGCCAUAGUGUGGCAUCUUGGUGCCACCCUCGUGCUCCAAACCUUGAUAUCUUGACAUGUGUUAAAGAUUCCCAUAUUUUGGCUAUUGAACACCCCACUUAUUCAGCUCUUACAAGGACUUUAUGUGAUCUGUCUUCACUAGUCUCCCCUCAACUACUUGCUUCACACAAGAAGCUCAGAGUAUACUCUAUGGUUGCACAUCCUCUACAGCCUCAUCUUGUUGCAACUGGAACUAAUGUAGGUGUUAUUUUGUGUGAAUUUGAUGGCCGAUCUCUUCCACCUGUUGCUCCACUGCCAACACCUCCAGGCAGUCGUGAACAUACAGCUAUUUAUGUAGUUGAGAGGGAGUUGAAGUUUCUGCAAUUCCAGUUGUCUAACACUGCCAGUCCAGCCCUUGGAAGCAAUGGAUCCUUGAGUGACACAGGAAGGUUCAGAGUAGACACUCCUGAACAACUCUUUGUUAAGCAAACUAAGAAGCAUAUUACCACUCCUGUUCCACAUGAUUCAUACUCUGUUCUUUCUGUAAGCAGUUCAGGAAAGUAUGUGGCAAUUGUAUGGCCUGAUAUACCUUACUUUUCAGUUUACAAGGUGAGUGAUUGGGCAAUAGUUGAUUCUGGCAGUGCAAGACUAUUGGCAUGGGACAUUUGUAGGGAUAGAUUCGCUUUGCUAGAAUCUGCACUACCCCCAAGGAUGCCUAUAAUUUCCAAAGGCAGCUCAUCUAAAAAAGCAAAGGAAGCUGCUGCUGCUGCAGCACAAGCUGCAGCUGCUUCUGCCGCUUCAUCUGCGACUAUCCAAGCCCGUAUCUUACUGGAUGAUGGGACAUCAAAUGUGCUCAUGAGGUCCGUGGGCACCCGCAGUGAACCAGUUAUUAAUUUGCAUGGUGGUGCACUACUUGGUGUUGCCUAUCGAACUUCUCGGAGAAUUAGUCCUGCUGCAGCUACAGCAAUAUCAACUAUUCAGGCCAUGCCGUUGUCAGGCUUUGGGAAUGGUGCUGGUUCUUCUUUUAACACUUUUGAUGAUGGAUUUUCUUCGCAACGAAAUUCAACCGAAGCACCUGCACAGAACUUCCAACUGUACAGCUGGGAAACAUUUGAGCCAGUAGGUGAUCUUCUUCCUCAACCUGAUUGGACAGCAUGGGACCAAACAGUGGAGUAUUGUGCAUUUGCCUAUCCUCAACACAUUGUCAUCUCUUCAUUGCGUCCCCAGUUCCGGUGCCUGGGAGAUGUGGCAAUUCCAUAUGCUACUGGGGCUGUUUGGCAACGGAGGCAGUUAUUUGUUGCUACACCCACUACUAUUGAGUGUGUGUUUGUUGAUGCUGGUGUCGCUGUUAUUGACAUAGAAACAAAACGCAGAAAGGAAGAGAUAAGACUGAAAGAAGCACAAGCACGAGCUGUUACCGAGCAUGGAGAGUUAGCAUUGAUAACAGUUGACAGCAAGCAAACGGCUGCUAAUGAGAGGAUUGCAUUAAGACCCCCUAUGCUACAGGUUGUCCGAUUAGCGUCUUUUCAGAAUUCACUCUCUGUACCCCCAUUCUUGAGUUUGCCUAAGCAACCCAAGGCUGAAAGUGAUGACUCAGGGAUGCUUAAAGAUACUGAAGAGAGGAGAGUUAGUGAGGUUGCUGUUGGUGGGGGCGGAGUUGCGGUUGCUGUCACUCGUUUUCCAGCAGAGCAGAAAAGACCAGUUGGACCUCUUGUCAUCGUGGGUGUUAGGGAUGGUGUUUUGUGGCUAGUUGAUAGAUAUAUGUGCGCACAUGCUAUAUCCCUCAGCCAUCCCGGCGUUCGUUGUCGCUGUCUAGCAGCUUAUGGGGAUGCUGUUAGUGCAGUGAAAUGGGCAAUUGGACUUGGUAGGGAGCAUCAUGAUGACCUGGCACAAUUUAUGCUCAGGAUGGGUUAUGCUACUGAAGCACUUCACUUGCCUGGUAUAUCUAAAAAGUUGGAGUUUGAUUUGGCCAUGCAGAGCAACGAUUUAAGAAGAGCACUUCAGUGUCUUCUAACAAUGAGCAACAGCAGGGAUAUCGGUCAAGAAGCUCUUGGUUUGGAUCUGAGAGACAUAAUGAGUUUGACAGAAAAGAAGGAAAAUGUUGUGGAAGCUGUUCAAGGAAUUGUGAAAUUUGCAAAGGAGUUCAUGGACCUUAUCGAUGCUGCAGAUGCCACUGGGCAGUCCGACAUUGCUCGUGAAGCUCUUAAAAGAUUAGCAGCUGCAGGUGCAGUGAAGGGAGCUUUACAAGGUCAGGAGUUACGAGGGGUCGCUUUGAGGCUAGCUAAUCACGGAGAGUUGACACGACUUGCUAAUUUGGUUAACAACCUGAUAUCAGUUGGUUCUGGACGAGAAGCGGCAUUUGGGGCUGCACUUUUGGGUGACAAUGGACUUAUGGAGAAAGCAUGGGAGGAAACAGGGAUGCUUGCAGAGGCUGUUCUUCAUGCUCAUGCUCACGGGCGACCUUCAUUGAGAUCCUUAGUGCAAUUAUGGAACAAAAUGUUACAAAAAGAAAUGGAGUGUAUCUCUUCAACAAAAACCGAUGCUGCUGCUGCUUUCUUGGCCUCCCUUGAGGAACCCAAGUUGACAAGUUUGGCAGAUGCGGCCAAAAAGCCCCCCAUUGAAAUUCUACCUCCUGGGAUGGCAUCACUCUAUGGUCCAAAUCUUAGUCAAACAAAUCGACCCAGCAAGCAGCAGCAAGGGGUACUUCAGAAAUCAGAUGCACCAAUGUUAUUAGAAGGUUCAAAAACACCACCACCAAAUCCAACAGUUCCUCCGGCUUCAGAAUCGGGUGUUCCACCUAACCCCGAACCAGAGACUGCAUCAUUGCCAGCUCCGGAAGUUCCGCCACAAGAAUCUGUGUCACCACCACCACCUCCACAAGGCUCUUCUGGUCCACAACCAUCGGAGGAACCAAUUGAUGCUGCCUUGCAAUCAGUCUCACAUGCAACUGCAGAAAUGAACCAAAAAGAAGAUUAUGAUAAUAAUCAUCGGGAUUUUGCCACAUCACCAUCGGAUACUUCUGCUCCCGCAACUGCAACUGGACAGAAUGUCCCAUCAACAUCUGCUGAUACGGUUUCAUCCUCAGUUGAGGUUGUGGCCACCCAUCAGCAGACUGAUAACAGCAAGGUUAGGGACUUUCUAAAUGAGCUACAAAUGAUUGAUUUUUCUUGACAUGCCACCCGGCGGCCUCCACUCUUUAUUGAUUGUUUACAUUCAUAUUUUCAUAUAUUGAGGCCAGCACACCGGUUUAGGAUACGAAUUGUGCUUGCACAUUCAAGUUGUGCUUGUUUAUUGGCUAGCCUAAAGCAGCAUUCUUUUUUUUGUACUUCUGGUGUGCGUGUGAUGCAAUUAUUUGUACAUUUGUAAUUUCUAUCACCGGCAUUUGAGGGUUAUAUGUAUUAUUCAACUGCUUGUUUUCCCAACACAUGAGCCCUUUAUGUGGUUAAAUAAUAUCUAUUUGGCUUU